AUGAAGUCCUCACUUUUAGUCGUCCUGACCGCCGGACUAGCUGUCAGAGAUGCAAUCGCCCACGCCAUCUUCCAACAACUCUGGGUAGACGGCGUCGACUACGGCUCCACUUGUAACCGCCUUCCGACCUCCAACUCCCCCGUCACCAACGUGGGAAGCCGAGAUGUUGUGUGCAAUGCCGGCACCAGGGGUGUCAGUGGAAAAUGCCCCGUCAAAGCAGGCGGGACCGUGACGGUGGAGAUGCACCAGCAACCUGGCGACCGCUCCUGCAAAUCCGAAGCCAUCGGCGGCGCCCACUGGGGUCCGGUGCAAAUCUACCUCUCCAAAGUUUCCGACGCCUCCACCGCCGACGGUUCUUCUGGUGGGUGGUUCAAGAUCUUCUCCGACGCCUGGUCAAAAAAAUCCGGCGGGCGCGUAGGUGACGACGACAACUGGGGCACGCGUGAUCUGAACGCUUGCUGCGGGCGAAUGGACGUGCUGAUCCCCAAGGACUUGCCCAGCGGCGAUUACUUGUUGAGAGCCGAGGCGCUGGCGUUGCAUACGGCUGGCCAGAGUGGCGGGGCGCAGUUUUAUAUUUCUUGUUAUCAGAUUACGGUUUCAGGGGGCGGCAGCGCGAACUAUGCGACGGUCAAGUUUCCGGGAGCGUAUAGGGCCAGUGACCCCGGCAUUCAGAUUAAUAUUCAUGCGGUGGUAAGUAAUUAUGUGGCGCCGGGGCCGGCGGUUGUAGCGGGGGGUGUGACGAAGCAGGCGGGGAGCGGGUGUAUCGGAUGUGAGUCGACUUGUAAGGUGGGGAGUUCGCCGUCGGCGGUGGCACCGGGUGGAAAGCCGGCAAGUGGCGGGUCGGAUGGGAAUGCCCCCGAGGUGGCCGAGCCGAGUGGUGGUGAGGGUAGUCCAAGUGCGCCGGGGGCUUGUGAAGUUGCUGCGUAUGGACAGUGUGGUGGUGAUCAAUACUCUGGCUGUACGCAGUGCGCCAGCGGAUACACGUGCAAGGCUGUCUCACCUCCCUAUUACUCGCAGUGUGCCCCAACCUCCUAG
This is a messenger RNA of Neurospora crassa OR74A, 1035 nucleotides long. It is a transcript of the gene gh61-10, whose product is annotated as endoglucanase II. The coding region runs from base 1 to 1035 and encodes 344 amino acids. The transcript has 3 exons. Gene Ontology annotation, biological process: carbohydrate metabolic process. Gene Ontology annotation, cellular component: extracellular region. Gene Ontology annotation, molecular function: cellulose binding. The record is from RefSeq and is a predicted model, not a curated record. NCBI's taxonomy places the organism in Eukaryota, Fungi, Ascomycota, Sordariomycetes, Sordariales, Sordariaceae.